UUUUUUUUUUUUGUUAGUCCCGUUCUCAACCUCUAAUUAACAGCGACGAUGAUCACCAUCAUUGUGAUUAUAUUGUUGAUAAUGAAAUAGGAUCAUCGUUGGUAGUGCAUUGUUUUAUGUAUUUAUUGUGGAGUAUCUAUUGAAUGUUUUCUUUAAUCUGUAUUUCGUAUAGGUGUACGGACAAGUUGUGCUGCCAGCGGCAAUAUCCAGGCCCAUGGAUCUGAAGGGGAGUGUUUAUCGAAUUAGGAAGUGUGCAUUUGAUUUACUAUCUCUUUGGAGCGACCUAAUGGAUGAUGAUGAGUCGUGGGAUUUGAUGGGACGGGAUAUUCAGCUAAAAUCAACAUUCCUAUACCUUGAUUUCAAUAAGGUGAUCUCUGGUGCACCUCAAGAUCAGAAGAAACCUCUUACCGAACUUGCCAAUAAACUAUUUUGCUCCAUUGAAGAGUUGGACCAUGCUGUGAAACUUCGAAGCAUGACGUUGACUCAAGAUCGAUACAAUGAAACUGCCGGCGUGUUAGAAGAGGUGAUAGCACUGGAGCCUCCGGGCACUUGACUUUCUUUCUGUUCUAGUUCAUGCAUGAGUCUGAAGCUUCCAUUAUUCUACACAUCUCUGCUUUGCAUAGAAAGAGUCCUUACAUUAAGGGAAAAAGUUGUAGCAGUUUAUGGACAAUUUGCCUGAAUCUUCAACAGUAUGUGACUACGCUCUGUAUAGAAAGAAUUCUUUGGUCUCUGUAUGAAGUUGAAGAAAAUUUUACCAACCAAUUCCCAAUUUCCCAUAUUUAGGCAUGAUUUGAAGUCCUCAAAGAGCAAUUGCUUGGCUAUUAUUAUUGGUGUUUGUAGACAAUCAGAAAGCAAGAACUGAUGCCAACAUGAAGCUCAGAUUGAUCCCAUUUUCAUGGUUUCAGUUAGAUUGUUUUUAGCAUGAAAUGUAAGCAAAUGCAGUAAUUAGAUUAUACUAGGGUGUGUAAAAAUAGAAAGCACGUAAAUGUAAAAGUUUAUGUGAGGGGAAAGAAGCGGUAACCUUUACUCAUAAUAGUAAAGUUGUUCUUACCUUAUGUGACUACAAAUACGACAUUCACA
Diospyros lotus (date-plum) is the source of this 1080-nucleotide messenger RNA. RefSeq names its product photosynthetic NDH subunit of lumenal location 3, chloroplastic-like. Bases 215 to 553 code for a protein of 112 amino acids. The record is from RefSeq and is a predicted model, not a curated record. Gene Ontology annotation, molecular function: calcium ion binding. NCBI's taxonomy places the organism in Eukaryota, Viridiplantae, Streptophyta, Magnoliopsida, Ericales, Ebenaceae. Gene Ontology annotation, cellular component: extrinsic component of membrane; chloroplast; photosystem II. Gene Ontology annotation, biological process: photosynthetic electron transport chain; photosynthesis. The transcript is spliced from 3 exons.